Messenger RNA from Girardinichthys multiradiatus, 5117 nucleotides. RefSeq names its product transmembrane channel-like 8 (gene tmc8). Bases 252 to 2186 code for a protein of 644 amino acids. Gene Ontology annotation, cellular component: plasma membrane. Gene Ontology annotation, molecular function: mechanosensitive monoatomic ion channel activity. The transcript is spliced from 15 exons. The record is from RefSeq and is a predicted model, not a curated record. Lineage: Eukaryota; Metazoa; Chordata; Actinopteri; Cyprinodontiformes; Goodeidae.
ACUGUUACAUCUGUUCCACCUUCAGAAACUGAAGUCGUCCAAAGAGCGUGGGGCAAAAUCGGUCAGCUGUUCAGAAGCACCUCUGCAUGGCGUCUGCUGGGGGGUAUUUUGGUGCAGCCAUCGGAAGUGACUUUUUUCUUUUUUGAACCUCUAACUUGUAGGUCAAGUUUAGAAGUUGUCUUGAUGUGUUGCUUAUGAAGGCAGACGACAGAGAGCUUAGUUUGUAAUUAAAGAGGAAGUGCACGGAGAAAAUGGAGGACCAGAAAACCGUGAGCUUCAUGAGACUCUUGUCGGACGAAAGCGUUGAGUCCACCCUGUCCACAGACUCAUGUGAGUAUUACCAAACAGAGAUCUAUGAACUGCUGCCAAGCGUCCAGGCUGUCCGGUCCCAGCAGGACACAUAUGAUACACUAAAAAGCAGUGAGGCCUACCAUGGGGGUCAAGGACCUGAGGAGGGCUUCGGCAGAGAUACCCAGUCAAGAGGACCCAGAGAGAGGGUGUCUUUGCAGCCACUCAAAAACCUGGCCAUGUGUAUGCAGGGGAAGAGAGGUGCAAGGGAAAGGAGGAAAAUGCAAAUCAGCAAUAUUGGUUUUUGGGAGUCGGGGAGGCGGAGCCAGUGCAUCAACACGAAGAAGAUCUGGGCUCAGAUGAGAGAGGCGGGCUUUAGUUUGUUGCCAUGGCAACACACACUCCACGAGAUCCAAGGUAACUCAGAAGAACAGAAACUUACUUGGAAAUUUGGCAUCGGAGUGAAGUCCUACUUUGUUUUCCUCAGAUAUCUGAUCUACUUAAACCUGCUACACAGUGCUCUUAUUGGAGGCCUCAUUUUAGGGCCCACAGCAUUUUAUGGGACAAACAACAGUGAAUCUUUGCAAUUUGGCAUAAAUGACUCUGCGCUAGAUUUCUUCCUGGGAUCGGGAUUUCUGGCUCGCUCUCCUGUUUUCUUUGGCUUUUAUACCCGUGGCUCUCUAGAUUUAAUCUGCCUGAACACACCGCUGCUAUACCUCGCUGGGAUCCUCAGCAUCUUCUUCUGUAGUCUCAUAAUGAUAGUCCGCAGAACAAUUGUGGGCUACAAGCACACCUGGAUGCUUGAGAAGCGUACCAGCAUGAAUGUUAGCUUCAAGAUCUUCUGUGGCUGGGACUUCAACAUCCAGGAUCCGGCAGCUGCAAAGCUCAAGCACAGCUUCAUUAGGAAUGAUCUCAAGCUUUUUCUGGAGGAGCAGAGCUUCUCCUUGAGAAAGGCUCAGAGGACUCUUAAACACAAGGUGUGUCUCUACCUGCUGAGGUUAAUCCUUAACCUGGUUGUUUUAUCUCUGCUCGUGGGAGCUUUUUGCCUCAUCUACGUCUCUGGAGUGAUCACCAGCGAACAGAGGCCAAAACACUGGUUUCUUAAGCUGGUUCUUCAGUAUCUUUCUCCCAUCACUAUCACCUUUGUGAACCUAGUCCUCCCUCAUAUGUUCCGUAAGAUCUCAGCUUUCGAGGACUACUCUUUAACCUUUCAAGUGAAUGCAACACUUGUGAGGAGCAUCUUUUUGAAGCUGGCUUCCCUGGGAAUCUACUUAUUUUUCAUCUUCAAUAAAAAAUUGAAAGAUCCUUCGUGCAGGGAAAACCAGCUUGGCAGAGAGAUGUACAAACUGUGCAUCUUCAACUUCCUCACCACUUUCUUCAACACUUUCUUUAUGAACUACCCCAGGAAGCUUUUGCAGGAGAAGUACCCAACAUCAUUGCUGGCCCGGCUGACAGGCAAACAGCGGUUCCUGAUCCCUUUUAAUGUGCUGGAUCUGGUCUAUAUUCAAACUGUCUCCUGGGUGGGAGUCUACUACUGCCCUCUGCUGCCUCUGAUUGGAAUAGUCACCCUGAUGGCCGUAUUCUACAUCAAAAAGUUCAGUGUCCUGCGGUGUUGUGUGGCAGAACAACGAAUGUUUCGAGCCUCCAACUCUUCGGUUUUAUUCUAUUUCAUGCUGUUGCUGGGUCUCCUAAUGGCUGCAACCACACCGGUCCUGGACUUCUACCAGUCUAAGCAAGCAAACAACUUCAGCAUCUCCUGUGGUCCAUUUAAAAAUCAAGAAUCUGUGUUCAAUGUGACAAAUGUAUGCGUGAAAAGUCUUCCCAGCUCAGCUCAGACUGCUCUCCACUACCUGUCAUCAGAAGCCUUCGCCUUGCCUCUCCUGCUAGCUGAGAUGUAAUUUCCUUUGUGAGGAACCAUGCUGCUACUGUAGACAUAUUAAUCUCCACACUUUAAAGAUGAUUCCGCCUUUGGCUUUGCUUUUUACUGGAGGAUUUCAACUGCAGGCCAAUGCCCUGAUUCAAUAAACAGGUUUAACAUAGGGUUUUUGUUUGCACCUUGAUUUAUUUCCCUAUGAGCAGAACAUACAGCAUAAACAAAAGACAAGCAGAGAAGCUUUAACUUCUAACUAUAUUCUCAGACCAUCUUGCUGGUAAAUAGCUAACUUUAUUUUGAGAUUGUGUCAGUUAAUAUGCUGAAGUUAGGCUGAGUUAACUGAAUCAGUAACAAAGGACAAAGGAGUAUGACCAAAAAUUAUUUAUAAACCACUUGAGUUUCUUUUCAUUGUUUGGCUGUAGAAUACUCAAAAAUGUGCAUUGAGUGAGUCCUUCUCCUGCUUUUUCCAAUCCAACUUCCAGUAUCUGGUAGUUUUUGUGUAUUAGUGUGGGUUUUUCUGAAAAUCUUACUAAAAGCGGAAUUGACAGAGAGUCACAAAGUCACUGACAGACCACUAUUAAAACUUUUCAUGUCUUAAAAAUAUGAUCAAAUGCAAAUAGCAGGUCGAAACAUACUCAACAAUAAAAGCAAGGAUGAACUUUAGCUACUAAAAACGUUUUACUCCUAACACACUACAUGCAGGAUUUUGGGCACAGGAACAAUGUGACCUUCGAAAGACUGUCUUCAAAGAAGCUGAUGUUCUGCAAAGUUUUAUCUGCUAAAUGUUAUCUCACCCAGGCUCUCAAAAAGAACUCCUUGACCAUAGACUCUGGGAAAAAUAAAAUAGUGAGCAUACGGCCGGAGGCGGAGAGCUAUAGAUAAAUAGAGACAAAUUUUGUACAUGUCAAUGACCUGUGUCAUGCCUUGUUUCUCUUUUAGUAAAGGUGAAAAGGCAGAGCCCCCACCCAUCUGUUUCUUUUUUUAAAUGCAACAACACUCAUCUACACUACUUUUGGGCGGGUGGAUGUAGGCUUGGGGCAUUUCCAUACUCCCAUUCGCUGUUUGCUAUUAGGGGUUGGAGGGCUCAGCUGAGCAGUGUGUGCUGGCGAUUCAGGGUUUGACUUCGCAUUGGUGGGGGGGCUGGCUGGCCUGCUUGGUGCGAUGGUAUGCUGUGUGGGUGUGUGUGCACCUGGCAUUUUGAGGUGGCUCCGGGGUUGUGGUGUGGGGUUGGUAGGGUGCCCGGUCUUUGGCGCGCUGUGGUGACCCUUCUCUGGUGCUUCCUCCUGCGGGUCUGGCCCCUGGGCUCCUGGAGGGGGGGAUUGCCUCUCUUGGGUAUCGGUACCUGGACCUGAGAGUAUGGGAAGUAUGAAUGAGUAUACCGCAUUCAUUGUUGUGUGUCUUCAUGGAUUCCUGUGCCCUGCGGGGUCCUUUGGAUGUCUGUGGCUCAAUCUCUGUCUGUCUCGGGUCCUAGGGGGCAGGUCUGUGGCUCCUCACACCCAUUAUUGCAUGUUUUUGUGGAAAAACCUUGUACGCACAAGCAUACUCAUACAUACACCCACAGAUGUUUGGAUUCAGGUGUUAACAGAUACACAGAUAUGCUCUAUAUUGAGCUGUGGUUGCCACUAAAUACAUCUUGCGUUCAUUAGUACCGUGAACUUUCUGGUAACGUUGUUAUAUUUGCAUUUUUGCAGGUGUAGAAGCAAUCUUCUAGGGUGUUAUCUUGUUUCCUCUAUUUCCUCCUUCUCUCCCCUAUUCUUUUCUCAUUCUCUCCCUUUUUUGCCUCAUCUCUCUUUCUUGCCUUUUUCCCCCUUUCAUCUCUGUCUCCUUGUCCAUUGCAUGUGAAAUAAUCCUAAAGCGGUUUCUAAUGAAGUUUUUUUUAUCAAGCGGAGCAUUAUAGCAUUUAGCCGUAAUGCUCAACAAACUCAGACAACAAUUCUAGGUGCGACUCUGCCAGACAGGAUACGUUAAAAAAAAUAAAGGUGAAUAUUAGAAUUUUUUUCUUGGUAAUUUAAUCUAAGUGUUAAUGGAGCUGUUCUGUACAGGCCUCUGAGGUUUGUUGGAAAACAUUAGUGACAGCAUCAUGGAGACCAUGGAACACAGCAGACAGAUCAGGUAAAAAAAUUGUGGAAAGGAAUAAAGCAAGGUUAGAAUAUAAAACCAUAGUUUUGGACAUCAGAACAAUGUUUUAUCCAUUAUCCAAAAACAGAAAGAGUAUGGUGCAACUGUAAACUUUCCAAGACAUGGCAAUCCACCUAAACUGAUUGGCUGGGAAAGCAGAGCAUUAAGCCCAGGAUAACUCUGCAGUGGAGCAGCAGACAUUCACAGCUCAGGCGGGGAAUAUAUGGACAGGACAGCAAUCGGUUAAGCAAUCCUCAAAUCUCAUUUUUAUGUAAGGAAGAAAAACAGGGAGUCACUUUGAGGCCCUGACAAACAUGUGGAAGAAGAUGAUCUGUUAGGAUUAGACUGGAACUGAACGUUUGGCCUACAUAUUUAAUGCAGUGUAUGACAGAAUACACCAUACCUGGGAUAAAGCAUUGGGUUAGAAGCAUCAUCAUGCUGUGAGAAAACUAGCUUGUCACAGAUGCUCUUUAUCCAAUCUGACUGUAAUUGAGCUAUUAUGCGAAUAAUGGCAAAUAUUCCAGUCUCUGCUUGUGUCAGGCUGGUAGAUACACACGCCACCUGAAAGGUUGUAAAGAAGUUUGAUAACCGUGUUUCCUUUUCCUUCUGCUUUACUAUAACUUUGUGUUGCUCUACUACAUAAAAUCCCACGGAAAUAUAUUAAAGUCUGUGGUCGCAAUGUGACAAAUUGUGAAAAUGUUCAAUGGGUAUGAAUACUUAUACAAGGCGACGCCACUUUGUAUAAAGAUGGAAAAGCUGUGCACAACAACAGUGCCUUAAUCUGGUUGAAUGCAAUGGAGAUUACCCAUGAUAUCAAAUGCAAAAGUGACCUUUUGUG